AUGCAGUUCAUCAUCCCCACCAUCCUCCUCAGCACCAUCGCCCUGGCGGCGCCAACCCCAAUCCAACCCACAAACACAGCAACCUGCAGUCUCAAGUAUGCAGUCAUGAAAGGCACCUGGACCGUCAACAUCGGUCGCCCGUACCUCGAUGGGACAGGUUGUGCCUUUGUCAAGAAGUCCCUCCGAAAGGGCGGCAUGAGUAUUUCCUCUGCUCCAGGUUUCAAGUGUGAGGAUGAUGGAGAGGGAAUGACUCGAUUGGAGUUUACCACGGUGUUGAGCACCAAGAAGCAGAAUGCUGCGUUGGAGAUUGCGUACCCGAUGAUUCCGUUUGUGCAAAAUGGGAUUUGUGAUCCUUAUCUGGUUUAG
Ramularia collo-cygni is the source of this 366-nucleotide messenger RNA. RefSeq lists its product as uncharacterized. Bases 1 to 366 code for a protein of 121 amino acids. The transcript has a single exon. Lineage: Eukaryota; Fungi; Ascomycota; Dothideomycetes; Mycosphaerellales; Mycosphaerellaceae. The record is from RefSeq and is a predicted model, not a curated record.